This is a messenger RNA of Macaca mulatta (Rhesus monkey), 6578 nucleotides long. RefSeq names its product SAYSVFN motif domain containing 1 (gene SAYSD1). The record is from RefSeq and is a predicted model, not a curated record. Lineage: Eukaryota; Metazoa; Chordata; Mammalia; Primates; Cercopithecidae.
UCCUGUCACGCAGGCGCACGGCGGCCCGGCGGGGGACGAGAGGAGGCAACGGCUGUGCGGCCUGCGGGCGCGCGCUCCCUUACCGGCCAACGGACGCGAGGCGCGCGCGAUGGAACAACGGUUAGCUGAGUUUCGGGCCGCGCGGAAACGGGCGGGUCUGGCAGCCCAACCCAGCGCUGCCAGUCAGGGCGCACAAACCCCAGGAGAGAAGGCGGAAGCAGCAGCGACUCUAAAGGCAGCCUCGGGGUGGCUAAAGCGGUUCCUGGUAUGGAAACCUAGGCCCGCGAGUGCCCGAGCCCAGCCCGGCCUAGUUCAGUUAAAAACAAUGUCUAACCCACGCAAUGAGCUUUUGACUGUAUGUCUCAUUUCCAAAGGAAUGAGAUCAUUGAGUUGGACCCAGAGAAACUGAACUCAGAGAAAAACUUCCAUUAUUGAGAACCCUGAUGGCCAAAGGAUGAGAGGAAAUGCUGGACCUCCAGUUUCUUGUUAAUUGCUCUGUUUUUCAUAAGAGACUCUGCCUUAAGCUCGUUUUCAUUGACUGUUACCAUUUCUGGGUUUGCUCUGGUGUGAAAAUUCUCAUUUAAUUUUUUUUCUUCAGAUUCUGCCUCUAGUUUAGAAAAGAAAAUUUCUAAUUUACAAUUCAUGUCAGAUAAUUUUGAUGGCACACUGUGGCCUGUCAGAGAUUUUAGCAUUCUAUUUUUUAAAAAUUAUUUUUAAUUUUUGUGUUUUAAUUGAAACAGCUUUAUUGAAAUAAGAUUUACAUACUACAGAAUUUAUCUCUUUUAACAUACAAUUCAAAGAUUUUUAGUAAAUUUACUGAGUCAUGCAACCAUCACUACAAUCCAACUUUAGAACGCCUCCAUCACUCCAAGGAGACCCCUCAUGCACGUUAGCGGUUACUACCCGUUUCCAACCCCAGCCCUGCACAAACGUCAAUCUACUUUCUAUCUCUAUACAUUUGUCUUUUCCGGAUGUUUCAUGUAAAUGGAAUUAUACAGUAUGGUAAACACAUUUUUCAUCUAUUAAUUUUUAUAUUCAACUAGGUUCAACAUGUAGCCAUAGCCAAAUAUUUUAAAUUUUCCUUCUGGGAGUUUAAGAAUGUUUAUCUUUUUUGAUACUUACUUCUCCUUCAGCUUUCUCUUUUUCAUACUGAAACAAUCUUUUAAAUGAUUACAUUCAUUGAUUAACUCCUCAUUUUUCCCUUGUAGCAGAAGACCUUCCUUUUCACUCUCAAGGCAGCAUCCUUGGAUAUUAAUUACCUUUUGUAAGGUACCCCUUUCUUAUGAGCACCAUCUAGUUGUUGAGGCAGCAGAUUUUCACGUUGUAGUUGAGAUAUUCUCUCCUCUACGUAGUCCCACUUUCCAAAGGAUUUACUUGGCUUAGAGGUCUUUUUGUACACUUUAUAAAACCAAAACCUUUUCUCUGAGAGAAUUUCUUGUGUCAUGGAGUUUACUUUUUAGGGUAUUGAAUUUAAUUUGAGCUUCGGAAAGUUGCUCAGUUAAAAACUCAUUAUUAUCUUUUAGUUCAGAAAUAUCAGAACUCAUUUUCUUUCUUGUAAAGAAACGCCUUGUGCUCUCUCUAAAGUUCUAGGUCUCUUUUUGUUUUCACACUUUGAUCACGCUCACUUACAGCAGCAGCCAGUCUAGCAUGGAAUGACUCAACUUCAGCUUCUAGUCUUUCCUUGUUUUGUUUCUCCUUCUCCAGUUGAGACUUGAGCAUUUUGUUCUCAGUUUUGAGGUCGUUAAGCUGUUGACUAUACUGGGAUACUGUUUUUGUUAACAUUUUUCCAUUGAGUUUUAUAGUCUCUUGAAGGUCACCAUUCAUUUCUUUAAUAAUUUCAAUGUCCUUCAAUAUUUCUUUUCCUUUUUGAGGUUCUUAUUUUUUAUUGUGUAUACUUACAUACACAAUAAAGGCAGUAUCUCUCUUCAACAAGCAAUUUUCAUGCAUCAGGUCUUUCUUUUUUCUAUGACUGCAAGAAUCUUGACUUAAAGUAUUUCUUCAAGCCUUCAAUUCCAUUUCUAGUGAUCCGAUGGUCAGUUCAAGCUGUUCUUUUACUUCAACUUCUUUCCUAUGUUGCUCCACUUUCCUUUCUAACUCUUCCCUAAUGUUUUCAUACAACAUAUUAGCAUUUCUUCUCAUCUUCUUCUUUUAAGGUGCAUUCAAACUGUAGAGUUCUUGUUUCCAUUCCACUUUUUAAUAUUGAACUGUGACUUCAUUUCUUGUGUUUUGGAUAGCUCCUUCUUCAGUACACUAAACUCAGUUUUCAUAUUUUUAUUGUCUAGUGUAAGUUGUUCACAGAUAAUUUUUUUAAGGUCCAGUGACUUUUCACAUGAAAUAAAUGCAUUGUGGAUUUCCAUUAGGAUAUGAGAAUCAUUACAAUCCAUUCCAUAUUGCUUAAUGAGCAUCAUAAACUUCUUAUAAUGAGGGUAAGAUUCCUCAUGAUCCUCUGAAGCUGUUUCAGAUAGCCGAGUUAAGUCAUCAGGUUCAUCUCUAAAUGAGUUUGCUUUUUGACCUUUUUCUCUUCAUUUGACAUUUUCUUUGCAGGCCUAGCAUACUCUUCAUUCUUCUUCCUAGGAAAUCGCUGAUGGUAAGGUUUUCCACUCUUCCUUUGUUGAAUUAAUUUAUCAUCGUCAUCAGCAGAUGUACUAUCCUACAGGUUUUUUUGAUACUGUUUUUUUGUUGUUGUUGUUUUUUGUUUUUUGUUUUUACUUUUGUACUUCUUUCUAGCUUCUUCAACCUGUGGCUAUUUAUUUUCACUUUCAAGCUUUUCUUGUUCUUCCUCUGAGGUCACUUGUACUUCUUGUUCUGCUUUCAGUGUUUGUUCAUUCUUCCUUUCUAUUGCUUUCUUCACAACAGAAUCUUUCAUUUCCAUGGUAGGCUUUAGGGAAAGAUGUUUUCAGGAGGCCCUUCUCCCUUUUCAUUUACUAUGUAUUUUUUUCCUUUUUUAUGUGAAGGUCCAAGUAAAGACCUUGAAACACUCUCAGGGAUACUCUGCUUGGUAGUAAAAGUCAAGUCUUCAUCAUCUGGUUUAGGGCAUGAAUCAACACACAGUUUUUUGAAAAUACUGAAUGCAGAUGCUUCAGAACUCCCAGAAUCUUUUGCACUUGCUCCUCCUUUUUUCAAACUUGCAUUCUUCUUGGAUGCUUCUUCUGGGUGGUUGUUUUGAAGACCGUUUUCAAGUAUCUUUUUUUUUAAUGUUGCAAAAUUUGUUGUGUUUGUCAGACCAUCAGAAAUAGCAUGAUCUUCUGCAGUCUGUUAAUACAUACUCUUGAGUAUGCAUAUACUUUGUUGAAGAAGAAUGCUAACUAUACCUGACAAGCCAUAAUGUACAACAGCCAUGAGGGCUGUUCUUUUCAACCUAUCAACAGCAUGUACAUUUGCUUGUUUCUUCACUAAAAUUCCACCUUUUGCUGUGUUUUGCAAACGAUAAAGUGGUGUGUUUCCAUGUUUGUUCAGCACUUCAGUAUUCACAUGGUGUGAAGGCAGUUUUUCUGCCAGUAGUGUGUUCUCAUUAUAGAUAGCAUAGUGUAGUGCGUUGUUGCUGUAGACAUCCAUAAGAUCUGGAUUGGUGCCACGUUCUAGCAGAGUGAUGACACAAAUCUCUUCCUGGCAAUGUACAGCCUUCAUCAAAGGCAUCCUGUUUCGUUUGCCACCAAUGUCAGUCUGGCAUUUUCAGUUCACCUGGAGAGUGACUGCUUCCACAUGGCCAUUGGCAUAAGCCAAAUGUAAAACAGUCCUGUUCAUUCACAGAUGAAGGAAUACAGAAACUCUAGGAUAUAUGCACAGUGGAAUACUCUUCAGCCAUCAAACUUUAGGACAUCACCCCACUUCCAGCAACGUGGAGAAAGACCUGUUCAUCCACAGAUGAAGGGAUACAGAAACUGUAGUAUUCAUUCACAAUGGAAUACCCUUCAGCCAUGCACAUAUACUGAAAUCAUAUCACCUGGAGCCACACAGUUGAACCUGUUAUUCCCUUGAUGAAGGGAUGACAAAACUGAAAUAUAUAUCCAGAAUGGAAUAUCCUUUCACCACAGAAAUGGAUGAAAUCCAUUUGCAAUCAUGUGGAGAAACCUGUUCAUCCACAGAUGAAGGGAUAAAGAAACUGUAGUAUAUAUACACAAAUGGAAUACUCUUCAUCCAGAAAAAUAUAAUGAAAUUACAUCAUUUGCAGCCACACUGUUGAACCUAGAGGUCAUCAUGGUAAAUGACCUGUCCUGUCCACCCAACAGCUGAAGGGAUAAAGAAACCACCAUACAGAUACACUGUGGAAUAUGCUUCAGCCAUAAACCUUUGGGAAAUCCUGUCAUCCACAGCCACGUGGAGAAACCUAGAGGACAUUAGGUCCAAAGAAAUGAGCCUGGUAGAGAAAGUCCCACACCUUUUAAUCUCAGGCAUGGAGAUUCCAAAAAUUUUAUCUCCUGUCCAUGCACAGAUGAAGGGAUCGAGAAACUGUAAUGUAUAUGCACAAAGGAAUAUUCUUUGGCCAUCAAAAUAACUAAACCAUGUCAUUUGGGGCAACACAAGUGAACCGCCAAGGCUGCAGCUGCCUCGUGCUAUGCCAUGGAUGGAAGCCACUGUGGCCUCCAUCUGGGCCGAGCUCUGACCACAAUGAUGCCUCUGCCCCCACCCGGGCCUCCCUCUGACCGACAAUGCUGCUGCAUCUUUUCAGUAGUCAUUGAUGAGGAAGUAUCCACAUCCUCCUUCCCACUACCAGAUUUUGCUUGGAGAAAAGCAGUUUCCCGAAAUAAUUCUGUGACGAGCUUCUUCCACAUUAGGACAAAAAUGCUGGUAACUUUUAAAAAUUCCUAUAGAAGCCUCCUGCUUCCCUCUCCAGCCAUAUCCCAGGAAGCGCCGCAGCCCCAGGGCAGCACAUCACAGCCACCAUGGAACAUAGCCAUUCCUCUACCAUCAUGCUGGGACCAGUCUUUCCUGACCAAUAUCACCUUCUUGAAGGUUCUUCUCUGGUUGGUCCUGCUGGGAUUGUUUGUGGAACUGGAAUUUGGCCUGGCAUAUUUUGUCCUGUCCUUGUUCUAUUGGAUGUACGUCGGGACACGAGGCCCUGAAGAGAAGAAGGAGGGAGAGAAGAGCGCCUACUCUGUGUUCAAUCCGGGCUGCGAAGCCAUCCAGGGCACCCUGACUGCAGAGCAGUUGGAGCGCGAGUUACAGUUGAGACCCCUGGCAGGGAGAUAGGACCCAGCUGUGCCAUCAUGCAGCUAACUUCUGAUGUCUUCCUCACCACUGGCUAUGGAUUUGAUUUCAGGUGUAUAGGACUAAGGGCAGCUUGCAGGUUAGCUCUGUGACUGCAUGGUUCUUCUACAUUCUUUCCCUGAUCUUUUGCUGCCAUUUGAUCUUUGAAUUUCUCUUUAGUGUUGGGGAAACUCUCUAAAGUACAUUCACUGUGGGUCCGAUGCAAUUUAUAAAAAUUAUGUACUCAAGAAGGGAGACCUGUUUGUCUCAUUUCUCAUCUGUUUGGGGGAUGAUUUUAGAGCACUAGAAAGGCACUGGGAAGAUUCUCAGCUUAAAACAUCCAGCCAUUUGAAGUAAUGAUUAGGUACAUCAGGGCUGCAUUGUAAAUGUUCUCUUUAAGUCUUUUAACAUUUAUAGCAAUUUUUUUUUUCCCAGAAAGUUUAGGUUGCAAGUUUUGGGUUUCUUGUUUGUUUUUGUUUUGCUUCCUGCUUUAAUUCUUUCAUUUUCAGUCAUUACUGGUAUUGAAAAAUAAAAUAUCUUUAAAACAUCUCUUCAGAAAUAGGUCCCUCUUCAUUGCCCAUCACCAUCUUCCACUCUCUAUUAUUUUGUCACCACUCAGUAAAGGAAGGUAGGAAGAGACAAAGGACUAAGUGCAGGUGUGGGGAGGGAUUUCACAAGUGGUUAUUAAUAGCCAGUUCAGCAAGAAGUAUUGAGUGUGUACAAAGGGGAGGGCUGGAAGUGUAACUCCAGACCUGUUGGCUGCUUGAGUUGUUUCUUAUAUUCUAAGGCAGCAGUCCCCAACCUUUUUGGCACCAGGGACCAGUUUUGUGGAAGACAGUUUUUCCAUGGACGGGGUGGUGGUGGAGGUGGUUUCGGGAUGAAACUUCCACCUCAGAUCAUCACGCAUUAGAGUCUCAUAAGGAGCACGCAGCCUAGAUCCCUCGCAUGUGCAGUUCACUAUAGGGUUCUAAGGGCUUUAGAGUAAGCAGCCUUUUCAUCUGUGGGCCUCUGGUGAGAAAUUCUGUAAACAGUGAUAAUCAGGCUGGAUUUUAAUGUUCCUUCCUCUUCCAGUACAAUGUUAGAGUUUGGGUUCGUUAAAAUCAGGCAGACUCCCAUUGGGUUGGGGCUUCUCUCAUUAAUUCCAUUUUGUGGCUAACUUCAUGGUGUUUCAGCCCUUGUUGAAAAUUCUUCUGAUAUGUGUUGCUCUUCCUCACAGCCCUUUGCCCAUUGGGAGUUUGGCUAUUCCUCAGAGCCAUCCGGUCAAGCAGGUGGUCCGUUCUAGCUCACAGAAAAGUCUUUUCUUCCAUGAUUUCUGUCUGAACUGGACAUGUAAGAGAGUAUGGGAAACAGAUGAAUCCCUAUUAAACAUGAAGUUUUGAUUGUAUUUAAGA